Mercenaria mercenaria is the source of this 1770-nucleotide messenger RNA. RefSeq lists its product as uncharacterized. The transcript has a single exon. Gene Ontology annotation, molecular function: zinc ion binding. The coding region runs from base 1 to 1770 and encodes 589 amino acids. The record is from RefSeq and is a predicted model, not a curated record. NCBI's taxonomy places the organism in Eukaryota, Metazoa, Mollusca, Bivalvia, Venerida, Veneridae.
AUGGCUGAACAAAAAGAGAUAAUGUCGGGAAAAUAUGAAGACGAAGUUACUGGGAGACAAAUAAAUACGGAGUAUGUGAGGAAUGAUGAUACGUUGUGCAUGCCAUGUUCAAAGAGGAAUAGGCCAACGUUGGCUUCCGUAUAUUGUCAGACAUGCAUCGAGUUUCAAUGCUUGGAGUGCUCAAAAAUACAUGAAGUUUACGCGUUUAUGAAGACCCACCAGUUAGUGGACACAAAUAAAGCAGAAACAAAACAUACUCCGUUUGAUAUGAAGGGAUUAGACCAAUGUGAACAGCACAAAAAAGCUUUAAAAUUCUUCUGUGAAGAUGAGAAUCAGCUUUGCUGCAGUACAUGUGCUAUUGUGGAUCACCGGAUAUGCCACAGUGUCGUAGAAAUUAAGACGGUCGCCGGAAGGUCUGCGUCAGCGCGUUCAAAAGUAAAGGUCAGAUUAACGGAAGUUAAAGAGAAAGCUGAAAAUGUCGUUAAAAAUACCGAGUUAACAAACGAGCAAUUGAAUAAAGAUGUUAAAGAAUUGUCUUUAAAAAUAAGACGAAUGCGGGAUAAUGUGAUGAAAAUGUUCGACGAUUUGGAAGUUUCUGUUGCUAAGGAUGCUGAUUUAUUUAAGGCAGAAACACUCGAUAAACUGAGAAGGAAGCAAUCAAACAUUGAGAAACAUGUUGCUGAUGCAACAAAAUCUAUAGAAACAAUUGAUAAUGUUCAUCAGAAUGGGACACCAUCACAACAGUUUAUACUGGAACAGAGAAUGAAGAAACAAGUCGAUGAACUUAGCAGCAACGUUGACGAGGAAUGUCAAAGGUUAGAGACCGUAAGCAUUUCAUUUGAUUUUGAUGACUCUUUGAAAUUGUCCCCACUUCCGAUUUCUGAUUACGUUCCGGGACAACUGACAUUAAAAUACUCCGUACCGGAAGCUGUAAAACCUGUAACACCUGUAGAUCCGAUUGUUAAGUUAACGAAGAUUACCUCCAUUGAUCUGAAGCAGACUGGAGAUGAGGUGGAGGAACCGUUAUACACAGGACUGGAUUUCCUACCGGAUGGUAGACUAGUUACCGUGGAUAAUAAAAACAAGAAAUGUUUGAUUUACAAUGAAAAGCUUAAGAAAGUAGGCUCAUAUCAGUUAUCGUAUAUGCCACAGAGUGUAAUUGCUAUAUCUAAGGAUAAAGUGGCGAUAACAAGUGGUAAUAUAUACACAAUAGACAUUCUACGUGUCAGUAAAUCUAAUGAAAUAACUUUGAUCAGGACAUGUAAAGUAAAGAUACGGUAUGACUCUAUAUGUUUGAAAGAUGAUAGACACUUUGUUGUUGGAACUAUCGAUGAUACAAGGCAUGUUCGUAUUGUAUCUCUGUCAGGAGAAGAGAAAGAUUUCAGUAUCAGCUUUCCGAAUAAAAACUAUCCUAGUGACACUAGUGCUUGUACAUAUAUUAGAUACAGUGACAAAGUGGUUCUCACCGAUAGGAACGAGCAUACUGUCUACAUAUAUGACAUCAAGAGCAACACCAGAGUUGUUGUCAAGGACGACCAGAUCAACGAACCAUGGGGUGUAGCAGUAGGUCCAUCUGACUGUCUCCUGGUUUGCAGUAAUAAAACAAACUCCAUUGUGCAGAUCUCUCAAACAGGUCGGGUCCUAUCAUCGUACAAGUUAGAUAUGAAACUCCCCUACAGAGUCUGUGUUUCUAAAGACAAAUCACUUAUUGCUGUUUCAAGUAACUUGAAUGGUGGAAGAAAGUUGCAGCUAUUAAAAGUAACAUAUUAA